Molecule: messenger RNA, 1362 nt
Organism: Daphnia carinata
Lineage: Eukaryota; Metazoa; Arthropoda; Branchiopoda; Diplostraca; Daphniidae
Product: fibril-forming collagen alpha chain-like
Exons: 10
Coding region: 16-1347 (443 amino acids)
Source: RefSeq, a predicted model, not a curated record
GCAAAACGAGCCAACAUGAACUUCUUGCUCUUGAUUUUAACGUGGACGGUGGGAUCGCUGGCGUAUCCGAUGGAAGCUGCAAAUGGGACGGAAGAGGAAGUGGCCGACGAACUCGGAUGGUACAAGCCGAUCGCUGUCAUCCUGAAACCGGCCACCGAACGAGAUCUGCAGGAACGACUUCUCCAAGCAGAAGAAGAAGAAGAUCAAUACCCGUUCCAUGCGUACAAUCAAUUUCGUCCGCCUCCUCCGUCAUGGCUGCCCGUUCCAGAGUAUCCACCGUACGAUCCGUGGGCUGAUGUACAUCAGGGCAAACAUUUCGGCGGGGAAGACAGGCUCAGCGACGUGUACCAGAAAUUCAAAUUGCCCAACCACGUUCAGGGGAAUUUGCUAUCGCUGGCCCGGAUGGGACUAGUUGCCAUUCCGACAAGAGAAAUCGGCCUUAAAAAUCGGGGGAUUGUUGAAGAAGAGCAAGGUGAGACAUUUCCCAAGUACAUUGAUUAUGUACAAGCUCGCACACCUGAUCAUACUUCGGAUAACAAGCCAUUCGUGGCUUAUCCUAAUCAAAAACCAGGGAAAAAGGAGAAAGGAGCAGUUACCUUAUUGUACGAUCUUGUCGGUCCUCCCGGCCCACCGGGUCCUGUCGGUCCUGCAGGCAAAGAUGGUACCAACGGGAUCAAUGGAAUCAACGGAGCUGAUGGCAAAGAUGGUACGGAUGGAGCGCAGGGACCUAUUGGUCCUACAGGACCACAUGGACAUGCCGGCCAGGCAGGAGCGCAGGGUGCUACCGGUGCCCAAGGCAGUCCAGGUGUUCCCGGACCGCCAGGUGUACAGGGCGUUCAAGGAAUUCAAGGACCUACGGGACCGCAAGGCAUCCAAGGACAAAAAGGCGAUGAUGGGAAAGAUGGCAGAGACGGAACCAAUGGAAUCAACGGCAAAGAUGGAACUCCUGGAACUGUUGGAGCAACAGGACCACCCGGAACACCCGGACAAAACGGCCAGGACGGCAAAGACGGAGUAGCCGGACCACCAGGGCCGACAGGCCAACCAGGUGUCGCUGGACAAAACGGAAAGGACGGAGUCGAUGGUAAAGACGGUCAGGACGGAACACCGGGAGCUGCCGGACCCCCAGGACCUCCCGGAAAGGACGGUCAAGACGGCACCCCAGGAACAUUCGGACAAGCAGGACAGGAUGGACAAGACGGGACGGGCGGUACCGCUGGGACAGUCGGGGCAGUUGGUCCCGCAGGUUCAACGGGAACCGCAGGUGCUGCUGGCGCUGCUGGUGCAGCCGGAACACCGGGAACGCCAGGAGUACCUGGAGUACCCGGAGCGCCGGCAGCCAAAUAAUCAAGACAAUUAACA